Messenger RNA from Neurospora tetraspora, 300 nucleotides. RefSeq lists its product as uncharacterized. The record is from RefSeq and is a predicted model, not a curated record. The transcript is spliced from 5 exons. NCBI's taxonomy places the organism in Eukaryota, Fungi, Ascomycota, Sordariomycetes, Sordariales, Sordariaceae. Bases 1 to 300 code for a protein of 99 amino acids. Gene Ontology annotation, biological process: mitochondrial electron transport, NADH to ubiquinone.
AUGUCGACGCGACCGGCUGUCUUGUCCCUUUACCGACGCUCCCUGAAGCUCUCGCUCGACUGGGCUGUCAAUCGCCAGUUAUGGCGCGGCCAGGCCCUCUACAUUCGCUCCCUGUUCGAAAAGAACCGCGACGUGCACGAUCCUAGGCAACUACGGGUGCUUUUGAGAGAGACGGAGAAGCUCCUGGAUCAUUGGAAACAUCCCGACCCCUUCGUUCCCCCACUUUCUCCCGGAGGCUCAAAAUACGAGAGGAACCUGCCUGCUCACAUUCUGGACCCUCCUCCGCCGCUGAAGUUCUGA